AUGUUGCCCCGCCACUUCCUCGCAGCUGGGACUCUGCUGGUUUCCUUAGCGGUCGUUUUAGCGCAUCCUCCCUCUGAACAUCCCACGCCUUUCGAAAGCCUCAACACCCGAGAGACUUCUUGUUCAGGCCCUGUCGAAAGCAGUCCGAAAACUUGGUGGAGAGCUGCCAUCCAAUACAACGGGACGACACCCACGGCUGUGGAUGAGACCUUUCAGUACUAUCGAACUGUCAUUCAGUAUGGCGCGGACAACACUGGUGUUGAGAAUGCAACCGAGGGUUUCAAUUUUGCUAUUAAUGCUUGGAAUCGGACUGCCAAUACCGUCACGACACUGCCAGCUUAUGUUUAUGUCCCGCCAGGCAAAUACCGAAUCAAAGCCUCGAUUCAGAUGCUCGUAUCGACUUAUCUGAUUGGUGACCCUCUUGAUCCCCCUACGCUCAUCGCUGACCCUGCGUUGGGUUUCGAUCCGGUCAUCAAUGGUUAUGACACGCACCAAGGGAAUGGAUCUGCUACCAAGAACUUCUACAUGUCCAUUCGGAAUAUCAUCAUUGAUACCUCGGAGAUAAGUACAGACACGGGUAUCACCGCCAUCGAUUGGUCCGUCUCGCAGGGCUGCUCCAUGAAUAAUGUGCAGAUCAAGAUGCCCCAGGACUCGAAACAUCUGGGAAUCACCAUGAAGCGCGGUGGCUCUGGCAUCAUCAUUGCAGAUUGUAGCUUCACAGGAGGUGCCAUCGGGAUCCUCCUUAAGAACCAGCAGUAUGAGUUAAAAGGCCUCAGUUUCAACGGCUGCAACACUGGCAUCAAGAUCGACACCGUCUGGGUUGCCACCUUCCAGGACAUCACGUUUGCCAAUUGCAAGUAUGGCAUCGACAUGUCGGGCAAUGCCACCGGAGCGGUAUCGUUAGUGGAUUCUUCCAUUAACAACUGCGAAGCUGGAGUAAAUGCCUAUGUCUCGGGCACUGGACAGGGGUCGCUUACUAUUGACAACUUUCAGACUGACGGUGGGACAACAGCCGUCAAGUCAUCUGAAGGAAACACGUUGCUACAGGACUCGGUCCCGGCUGGCCAGACUUGGGUGAUGGGCAACGAGAACCCCCAGAACUACCAGAGCGGCAAAUUAUAUGAGAUUGAUCGGCCGAGUGCGCUGCUUUCGGAUGACAAAUACUUCACAAUGCCCGCGCCGCAGUACGAGAAAUACGAGAUCAGUCAGGUUGUUAGUCUCACCAACGAUUCAGAGUAUCCUGUAUUUGGAGACAACUCACACAAUGACGGACCCAAUAUCAAUGCGAUUCUAAAGAAGCAUGCCGGUUGCAAGAUCAUCUUGGUCCCACAAGGCAUUUACGUGACCGAGGAGACAAUCUACAUACCUCCAGGCACUCGCCUAGUCGGUGAACUCCUGAGUGUCUUUACCGGCAACGGGUCCACGUUCAAGAACGCAGAUGAUCCCAAACCAGUCGUCCAGGUAGGAAAACCAGGCGAAAAGGGGGUUGCCCAGAUCUUAGACAUUCUGGUCGAAGUAUCCGAUAUCCUGCCGGGCGCCAUCCUGAUGCAAGUUAACAUGGCUGGCACUAAACCCGGGGACGUUGGAGUCUGGAAUACAGUCCUCCGCGUCGGCGGAUCGAAGCACACCCUAGUAAACACGCAAUGCACAGACGCCGACACGUCGACGUGCAAAGCGGCCUUCGCACUCCUCCACGUCACCAACUCCGCCUCCUUGUACGCAGAGAACCUAUGGGGAUGGGUAGCCGACCACAGCCUCGAAGACGGCACGACGCAGAACAUUGCCGUUGGUCGGGGCGCCCUGAUUGAAAGCACACAGCCCACGUGGCUGGUCGGCACCUCAUUCGAGCACUGUGCACUGUACCAAUAUAACCUGAACAGGGCGUCAAAUGUAUACAUUGGCCUGCAGCAGACGGAGAGUCCGUAUUGGCAAGGCACUGGCCAGCCGAACUAUGCGCCUGCACCGUGGACACCUAAUACCACGUACGGCGACCCGACGUUUAGCAACUGCGCCGACCAAGAUGCAGAUGGCAACGGGCAGUGUUUCCGCGCCUGGGCACAUCACGCUGCGGGCAGCUCCGACAUCGUGAUCCAUGGGUCGGCGCUGUGGGUUUUCUUUAACGGGAUGAACGAUAACAAGUUCCAGGAUGCGAACUGUGACAAGUACGGAGGGAUCUGCCAACUCAAUAUGAUUUUUCUCAGCGAUGCCGUCUCGACGUUCAUGUACUCACUCGGCGGCAAGUCGACAACCAAUCUGGUCUAUGACACGACGGGUGGCGAUAUCAACGUUGCCGCCAUGGACGAUAAUGUGGGCGGUUGGGGAGCGGUUGUUGCGGCGUAUUUGAGGGACUUUGGCGUGGAGGGAGAUGAGUGA
Pseudomassariella vexata is the source of this 2373-nucleotide messenger RNA. RefSeq names its product pectate lyase superfamily protein-domain-containing protein. Gene Ontology annotation, molecular function: polygalacturonase activity. NCBI's taxonomy places the organism in Eukaryota, Fungi, Ascomycota, Sordariomycetes, Amphisphaeriales, Pseudomassariaceae. The transcript is spliced from 6 exons. Bases 1 to 2373 code for a protein of 790 amino acids. The record is from RefSeq and is a predicted model, not a curated record.